AUGGCUGCCACGAGCACGGCCAACUAUGGGGACCAUUUCGGGGCAGAAAAAUUGAAAGAAUGGCCCGAUCCCAAGGCAGUGUAUUUAAUGGAGGCAUUAGCUAGAGAAGACGUUGACCGAGCUGUACAUGUAAUAUUACUUAGAGAAAACUAUGUUGUGAAGAAAUUAGACACAUAUUUACAGCACCUGGAUUUGUCUAAUGAACGAAGAAGAGACAUCCUACAUAAAAAAUGGGUUGAAAAUGUUGCACAGCCUCUCCAGCAGAGAAUUCUGGAAAAAGUCAUUUCAGCUAGAGGGCUGAGAACCACAAAGCAAGGGCGUUUUGCGUCUUACUUACAGGACACAAAUAAAACGGCGUUCGUCCCGGCCCUGUCUGACCCCCUGAUUUGGAAGCAGCACGAAGCAGAGAACAGAGCCAUUCAGUGUGACACAGGAAAAUGGUCUUCCCUAAAAGGCAUACAGACGGCCAGGCUGCCAGCCAACCUGCCCCACUUCACGUGCACCCGACAUAGGGCGAUCCCAAAAGACAAGCAGAGAACCUCCGCGAGAUCCACGAGGAGUCAAGGCCACGGUCCGUGCAGGCCGGAAACGAUCACCUGUGUAGAAAAGAAGCAACUGCUUGAAGAAGUGGAAAAGACAGCCGACCCAAGUCAGAGGGCUUUUGAAAAGCAGUUCAUUAUCUCGAGGCUCAACCAGGAGACUAAGAGGGACAGGAGGAAGGAGCUGGUAAGCAGGGGUCUGCCGGGAGCAGGGGCUGGGCCGCCCCCACAACAGCCAGACUGA
Echinops telfairi (small Madagascar hedgehog) is the source of this 783-nucleotide messenger RNA. It is a transcript of the gene FAM228A, whose product is annotated as family with sequence similarity 228 member A. Lineage: Eukaryota; Metazoa; Chordata; Mammalia; Afrosoricida; Tenrecidae. The transcript is spliced from 6 exons. The coding region runs from base 1 to 783 and encodes 260 amino acids. The record is from RefSeq and is a predicted model, not a curated record.